Messenger RNA from Biomphalaria glabrata, 4933 nucleotides. RefSeq lists its product as uncharacterized. The record is from RefSeq and is a predicted model, not a curated record. Gene Ontology annotation, molecular function: DNA-binding transcription factor activity, RNA polymerase II-specific; RNA polymerase II cis-regulatory region sequence-specific DNA binding. NCBI's taxonomy places the organism in Eukaryota, Metazoa, Mollusca, Gastropoda, Planorbidae. Gene Ontology annotation, biological process: regulation of transcription by RNA polymerase II. The transcript has 13 exons. Bases 227 to 4669 code for a protein of 1480 amino acids.
UUCCGACGCCGAUUCGAAGUGUUAAAAUAAAAAUUAAAUCUGUCUAGUAGAGAUAAUCUAUAGAUCUAUACUCUAUGUAGAUCUAGAUAUACAUAAUAUAGAUAUAUCAAUUCUAUCUAGAAAUAGAUUCCAGAACAAAAAAGUAAUCCAGUGUGAGUGUCGCAGUGAUGCAGCAGAACUAUUGUGAGAGUAUAAAGUUAACUAUGAACUGUAUUUAAAGUGACCAAUGGCGGCUGUUCAAGAUAUUCACAUCUGUGGAGGCUGUAGGUUGGAGUUUUCUGACAUUUUAAAAUUCAUUGCCCACAAAGGGCAAUGUCCUUCAUCAAGUAGAACACCACGAUUCAAUGCCCAAAACUUGUUGAAGGGAACAUCUCAGCAUUUUUUAACACAGUUUUUGCAACAACAUUCUACUCCAGUCGAAGUUUCUCAGGAAUGUGAAGUGGGUAACAAACUUCAGCAGCAAACAGAGUGUGCAACUCCACAGUUCAAUUACAACUCAACAAUAUCAGAUGGUUUAUUGUCCACCAUGGUGGGCCCCGUGUUGCCACAUUUAUCAGUUCCAUUCAGUUCGGUUGACCACAACCUCGUGAGCAACUCAAACCACAAAAACUUGAUCACCUGGCAGGUGAAAGAAAGGACGAAAGAGGAUAUUCUCACCUUGCAUUCUUCUGUAACAAGAAGUGAAAAUCUCCAAGAAUGUUCCGGAGAGAAUAAUGCCAGAAUGAGUCCUAGACGAAGCGCUGAGAGUAUUUCUUUUGAGGACAUUGCCGUAUAUGUUGUAAGUCCCAAAUCAUUUAAUGCCUCUGGCAAGGAGCGUUGCGAUUUGGACUUUAAGAGCAAUGCCCAAGAGAAAAUAGGUAGUGGUAUAACAUUUACCAUAGAUCCUACUUUAGACCAAGCCACCAGUUUUAACUCCUUAGUCAGCUCAGAUCAGAAUUGUACAAUGAGUCAGGUUAUGGUUAAAUCAGUGAAUCACCCUUAUGUAAACCAAACAGUCCAACAGGAAAUAUCUUGCGCUACUGACCCUAUGGGUCUAACAGCCUUACCUAUGUCUGCAAUCAAUUCAAAGUAUUUUUUGGAGACAGACUUAACUACAGUCUCUGAGAGCUCUACACCUUGCCCAGAGGAUUUAGAAGUAGGUCAGAUCUCAGCAGCCAUGCUUGUUGGUGGAAGCAGGCAUGGCUCUCAGCGGGUAAUAUCUGAUUCUAGCCAAAUAAAAAAUGUUUCAACAGAUUCAUCUUAUAUAGUAAGUGGUUCUGGUGGAUCAGGCGAUUCUGUGACCGUUAUCAAGACUUCUCCGGGACUCGGCUUAACUGCACAAGAAUACAUUCGGGAUAAAACAGCAAGUGCACCAAUAAUUAAAGAUGUUUGUAAAACACGAAGGAUAUCCCUAGAGAAGAGGGAACGACUCCAAGGUGUCUCCGAUGACCUCAUGUCAUGCUCUCCAUACCUGAACACUGAAACGAGCAAAGCUAAUAGUCACAACAAAAUCAUUUUUAACCAGGUAACAUCAGAUAAGACAUCUACAAAGAUAGAAUUGAAGCAAACAUCUUCCACACCAGUUAGCUGUGUGCCACAAAUGACCAGUUAUAAGGCUGUUUUCACCAGUCCAUCAUGUGCUGGCCACAGGUUGAACCCAGAUAUCUCUGGCCACAUUCAUCUGGCUAACAAUGUUAAGCCUCUUGAAGCAUCGGAGAGUGAGCCUAAAAAGUUGUCAUCAUCAGUAGUGUACACCAAUAUUUCUGCCAGCACUGGGCUGACCAUCAGAGAUGGGAUUAUGAAACCACAUGGUGGAGUCUGCAAAUCAGAUUUAAAGAAAGUGGACAGAAAAAUUACAUUUGACAUUAAAGAUGAGCCUGCUGUCAGUAAUAUAAGCACUGAUGGCCAGCAAGAGGAAAAGAAAUCUGGACUAGAAAACUGCACAUCGUACAGACUAGCCUCAACAUCAGCUAUUGGUGAUGAGUUAGUCACAUUCCAUAGCAAUGUUGCAGCUCCUGGCAAUAACAUUUCUGUUGGCAAUCAAAGGGAGUAUGAUAUGCCUGAACUUCAUUUGGUCACAGACAGCAAACUGUUGGAAACAUUUCAUGAAACCAACUCCAAAAUGUUUAAAAACUCUUGCAGUGAUGAUCCUAGUGUCAUGUUUAGUCAAGAAUUAAUUGAUUUACUGCCUGCUAGUUCGUUGCCUGCUGGGGAUGAUAGUCCAGUGGUUAUGCUUUGUAGAUCUGAUGACGGCAGCUACAUCUUGGUGCCAAAAGAAAACUUUAGCAGCUCUGCAGAGAUGGUCAGCUUUCAGACAUUCCCUGCUAACAACCUUUCGGAUUCUACAGUUGCUCUGGGGCAACAUGGCUUCCAACAGCAGGGUAUGAAUGAUGUCUACAUCAAUGUUAUUCCCAGUGGAAGCUCUGAUUGUUCAGUCCCUCAGAUGCUGGUCAAGAACUUGUGCUUUUCUGACACUGAUCAGUCACAGUGGAUCGCCAUCUCUACUGGGAAUUCGGAAGGUAGUUCCAGAUCAUAUAGCAUCAACCCGGAUACUCAAAUACCCAUCAACAUGGACACCCCAACACUUAAGCAGGCAACAGUAAAACAAGAUGUUGCACACAUCUCUACAGUUGAGAAAGAGAAAUGUAUAAGGAAGCCAAAGAAGCCCAAAAGUAACCAACAACAACCCAUACCUAAUUCAGCAUUCAUCAAAAAGAAUAUUGCUGCUAAGAAAGCAAAAACUACUCUAGAAGAUCAAGAAGACAUUGGCAAUGAUGGACCUGACAGUAGAAAAAGUAAAUCAUUUAUAUGCAAGUUUGAUAAUUGCAGAUACACUACAACUAUCUUUAAAGACUUCCAGCGACACUAUAGAAGGCAUACUGGAGAACGGCCAUUCCAGUGUAAAGAAUGUGGGAAAAAAUUCAGCCGGUCAGACAAACUUAACAUACAUAUGCGCUGGCAUAGCGGUGUCAAGCUUUUCAAAUGUAACAUAUGUGACUAUGCCUGCAUUGAAGGAGGAAGCUUGAAGAAACACAUGCGAAUACAUAACGAUGAAAGACCAUUCAAGUGUCAGAUCUGCUCCUAUGCCAGUCGUAAUUCCAGUCAACUUAUAGUUCACCUCCGCACUCACACUGGAGACACACCAUUCCAUUGCUUACAGUGUAGUGCAAAGUUUAAGAUCAACUCUGACCUGAAGCGGCACAUCCGGACACACACGGGGGAGAAACCCUUCCAGUGUGACUUGUGUGAAUACAAGUCUACAAACAAAGGUAAUCUAAAAACACACAUCAGAAUCAAUCACUCUAAAGAGAAUGAAAUUUCUUGUCCCUCCUGUGACUUUGUUACCUCCUCAAAGAAACGGCUCAGAGAGCACAUCAAAAUUCACAAUUCAAAACAGCUCGUCUCAUGUGAUCAGUGCGACUACUCUUGCACAAGCCUCAACGCCCUGCGCAACCACGCCAGCAUCCACAACACUGUCAAGCAGUUCAGGUGCCACUACUGCCCCUUUAUGUCCAAGCAAAGUGGCAACCUGAAGAAACACAUCCAGAACUUACACCUGGACAAGGUCCGCAGCUCAAAGCGUGUAAAAAAUGGGCUCUCCUCGUUGUCAGGCAUCGUGACAGGGACUAAAAGAAAUGCUGUUUUAAAAAAUGUGGGGAAGUCAGAGAAUAGUAAAACUAGAACUGUGUCCUCCAUGUACAGAAAGUCUUACGUCUGUUCCAAGUGUGGCUCUUGCUUUGUUCGUGAAGACUCACUUCGAUGUCACAUGAAGCAACAUACCACUGAACAGACGGAGGUAAGCCAGAGUGUAAUGAAAGAUUUGCUGAGUGGUCUACCACAGGGAAGCAGUUUGUCCAGAGAAACAGACAGUGAGAGAGACCACAAUAUUUAUGGUUGUCAAGGCAUUCAGCAUAUAGUGGCUGCGGCAUCCAAACUAAAUGAAGAAAACUGCAAUUCUGAACUUACACCAAAUAAAGUCAAUAAUGACAUAACAGAACUAAAGAGUGUCAAUCCUUCAGUGUUUCAGAAAAACAAAUCUAUUUCACAAAGCCUGAAAGAAUCUAAUCCUAUUCAAAUACAUGAUAGUCUUCAAAUGUCAGAGGUUGCCACUAAAAAAUCUUUACCCUGGGAGCACAGGUCUUAUACACUGAGUGCCAACAACAUUGUAAAGAGGCAACAUCCUGAUAAGAUAUAUUCUAGUUCUGCAGGCAUCUGCAUCAACACUAAAAGCUCUAUUCAACACAGUCUAGUCACUCCAAUACACUCCAGCAAAAGGAUAAAAACAGGACUCUCAACUUCAGCUGCUUCCACGGAUAAGUCCUUGUGUGCUGUUGAUAAUAAUACAGCUAAGAACAGUACAACGAUAGAUUCACCAUUUCCCACAUCUAAUCAAAUGAUUACUAUAUCUGGCAACACUGGCCUGGAAACAUUUGUUUUAACUCAAAAAGGUGAGAUGGGGUCAAACAUAGAGCCAACUUACAGCAUUCAGCUACUACCCCAGUCAUCUUUACAAACAAGUUCUACUGACAUGUCUGUAUUUGCUCAGGAACUCGUUGGUCAGUUGACAAGUGACUUUCAAGCAGCACAGUAUCAGGCCGGUGCUACAAAGAUCCAGAUAGUUCUUCCACCUGGUACCACAAUGUUUGAGUCUUCACAGGCAGCCAGACUUGAGAGUUGCAGGCACCACUAAUGACACCAGACUUCUAGUCUUUACUAAUAUCAGUACAGUGGGUCUUUGAGGGGACAUCAGAACACGGGAUAACUUUCUUCCUACGCAUUGAAGAUGAGAGAUUACCUAUUUCCUAGGAAUGCAAUGGGUUAGAGAUUUACAGAUAUUUCAAGUUGUACACUCAACAAAGAAGAAACUUUGACAAGCCUAUUUCUGUUUUAAAGAAAACUUGUUAUAGAAAUGUGAUAGUUGAGUAAACAAUAAAAUCUCACCAAAGAAAUUCCA